Molecule: messenger RNA, 1044 nt
Organism: Cooperia oncophora
Lineage: Eukaryota; Metazoa; Nematoda; Chromadorea; Rhabditida; Trichostrongylidae
Source: the annotation of a GenBank genome assembly
AUGGAAUCAACAGAAAGGAAUAGUCGGGGUCGAUCAGCUGAGCUGGAUGGACGACGAAUCAACGCCGUGUCUCCCAUGCAUCUUGGCGAAUCGAAAAUGCUGCAAAGUCUCUGGAAGGAGCAUCAGCAACAGCAACAAGAGCAGCAACAACUGCAGCAACAAGCCUCUUCCAAUCCCGGGCCUGCAGAGAAUCGGGGUCACAUGAAAGGUGAUGACGGUGAUCGGAAAUUGCAAUUGAUGCUAGAAAAAUAUCAAAGUCAAGUGAAACUGCAGCAGCAACGAGUACCAACCUCAUCACAAGCCAAGACGCCGUCAAGGAAUAAUAUCAACAAAAUUGAAAGCCACGGCGUCGCCUCUGUAUCUAUAGCCCCUUCGCCAGGUCGAUCACAUCCGAUGAGCCAUUCACAGCCGUGCCUCAUCGCUAUUUCGGAUAAACCACCUGAUUAUUCGGCCAGUCAUGUUCACCAAUCUGUUAACCAGUUCCCCAAUCGAGUUUCGUCAGGAUUCGGGUCCUGUGAGCAACACGAGGGGCAGUCGAGUGGAAAUGGUAUACAAAGGGUACCGAACAACCAGAAAUUGAUACAAUCAUUACGGGAGGAAAAUCUCCAUUUGAAAAGAGAAAUCGAAGCCAGUAAAAAGAAACUAGUAAAACUUCAACAGAUGGAAGCAGCCUACGAACGAAUAGAAAAAGAUUACGAGAAUCUCUUGAGAGAGAAAGAACGACAAGAAGGAGUAGAAAAGUCAGCAUUAGUUCAAAUGGAGAUGCAUUUGAAAAGGGUGAUCUCAGAGAAAGAAGCCCUUCAAGAUCGACUGGAGCAGUUUUCACUGCCAAACGCCCAGGCAAUGGAAAAAGUAAAUCAGUUGAAUAUGGUUUUGGCGGAGAUUAUACCUCAGAACAAGGAGCUGGUCACCGUGAAAGAACGUCAACGUUUAGAAUUGGAAGCUCAAAACGCUACGCUUGAGGAGCAGAGAACGCACAUAUCAAUGCUUGAAAAAGCAUUGAGCAAUGCACAAGAACGUUUAGCGAAACGUGAAAAGGUAUGA